Messenger RNA from Aspergillus thermomutatus, 5403 nucleotides. RefSeq names its product non-reducing polyketide synthase nscA (gene nscA). The record is from RefSeq and is a predicted model, not a curated record. Lineage: Eukaryota; Fungi; Ascomycota; Eurotiomycetes; Eurotiales; Aspergillaceae. The transcript is spliced from 4 exons. Gene Ontology annotation, biological process: fatty acid biosynthetic process; secondary metabolite biosynthetic process. Gene Ontology annotation, molecular function: fatty acid synthase activity; 3-oxoacyl-[acyl-carrier-protein] synthase activity; phosphopantetheine binding. The coding region runs from base 1 to 5403 and encodes 1800 amino acids.
AUGGAGACGCCUCGCACACAGCUGGUAUGGUUCGGGAAUGAAUUCCCCAGCGAUGACCUGAAAGAUCUGUUCCGGCGAUUGCACCAACACAGCAAGGACCGGCGGUUCAGGCUGCUGUCCGUCUUCCUGGAUGAGUCCGCGGCGAUUCUCAAGGAGGAGGUAACCAAGUUGCCUCAACAGCUCCAGGAACUGGUGCCUCAUUUCGACACGGUCUGCACGCUGGCCGAGGUCGACUUUCGCCAGGGUGCUCUAGGCGCAGCUAUGGAGAGCGCGCUACUCACUAUACUCGAACUUAGCAUGCUCAUCGGGAAUUAUGAAGCCGAGGAUGCGGAAUGGAACCUGGAUCCAUCCGAGACCGUUCUCGCGGGCCUGAGCAUUGGCAUUCUCGCCGGUGCAGCCGUGGCUCUAUCCAGCAGCCUGGCAGAUGUAGCCAAGAUCGGAGCAGAAAGCGUCCGGGUUUCCUUCCGGCUGGGAGUCUAUGUCGCCGACAUCUCGACUAAGCUCGAAGCACCCCAGUCCGAUGGAACGCUUCAGAGUUGGGCGCACGUCGUCACGGAGAUGUCGCACGAAGCAGUUCAAGAGGAACUUUCUCAGUUCAAUGCAGUCACGCAGAACCCGGAGCUCACCAAGGUCUUCGUCAGUGCUGCAGACAAGACGUCCGUGAGUGUCAGUGGGCCACCAUCACGCGUCAAAGCCGCCUUCCAGCACUCACCCAGCCUACGAUACUCCAAGUCAUUCCCGCUGCCCGUGUAUGAUGGUCUCUGCCACGCGCCGCAUCUAUACAGCCGGGAUGAUAUCGAGACUGUCAUCAACAGCGCCGAGUCUGCGAUACCCGCUUCCCGGUCUGUGCGACUGCCCUUGAUCUCGUCCCAGACCGGCAAACCGUUCGGGGCCAGGACAGCCCGUGAGCUCUUCCUGGAAAUUGGCACCGAGCUGCUCACUGGCACUAUCUACGUCGACAAUGUUACGGCUGGUAUCCUUGAACACGUCAAGCUGAAGGAAUCGACAGGAGGAUACCAGAUUGACUCCUUCCGCACCUCACUUGUCCUGAAGGGUAUCCAGUCAGCCAUCGAGACCGGGUUCCCAGAGCUGCCGCUGGUCCGGCGCGAUCUGGUGUCGUGGGUUCACGGAGACUAUGGUGCCCGCCGUCCCUCUUCCUAUGCGUCCUCAAAGCUCGCCAUAGUCGGCAUGGCCUGCCGGCUGCCUGGAGGGGCCAAUGACCCCGAGCUCUUUUGGGAGCUGCUCGAGCAAGGACGCGAUACCCUCACCACGGUGCCGCCGGACCGAUUCGACCUGAACACACACCAUGACCCUACCGGGAAGACGGAGAAUGCCACUCAAACUCCGUUUGGAAAUUUCAUUGAUCGGCCGGGCUACUUUGAUGCCGGGUUCUUCAAUAUGUCCCCCCGAGAGGCGGAGCAAACAGACCCCAUGCACAGACUUGCCCUCGUCACCGCAUACGAAGCCAUGGAAAUGGCAGGCCUUGUCCCCGGCCGCACCCCAUCCACCCAGCCGAACCGCAUCGGCACAUUCUACGGACAAGCGAGCGACGACUGGCGGGAGCUGAAUGCCUCCCAGAACAUCAGCACGUAUGCGGUGCCUGGCGGCGAACGCGCCUUUGCCAAUGGGCGUAUCAACUACUUCUUCAAGUUCUCCGGGCCUUCGUUCAACAUUGACACAGCCUGUUCGAGUGGUCUGGCGGCAGUGCAGGCGGCCUGCUCGGCGCUGUGGUCCGGCGAGGCCGACACAGUCAUCGCUGGCGGGCUGAACGUCAUCACCGACCCGGAUAACUACGCCGGUCUUGGAAACGGCCAUUUCCUCUCCAAGACGGGGCAAUGCAAGGUUUGGGACAAGGAUGCCGACGGGUACUGCCGCGCAGAUGGAAUCGGGUCAGUUGUUAUCAAGCGUCUGGAGGAUGCCGAGGCCGAUAACGACAACAUCCUGGCUGUCGUCCUGGGUGCUCGCACCAACCAUUCUGCUGAGGCUGUCUCGAUCACACACCCCCAUGCUGGCGCACAGAAGGACAAUUACCGCCAGGUGCUGCACCAGGCGGGCGUCAACCCCCUGGAUGUAAGCUAUGUCGAGCUCCACGGCACAGGGACCCAGGCCGGUGACGCGGUGGAGUCCGAAUCGGUCUCGGAUGUCUUCGCGCCCUCUUUGCCUCGCCGUCGAGCCGAUCAGCGUCUGCAUCUGGGCGCAGUGAAAAGUAACAUCGGGCAUGGUGAGGCUGCGGCGGGUAUCGCUUCCCUGCUCAAGGCCCUCCUGGUGUACCAGAAGAACAUGAUUCCCAAGCACAUCGGCAUCAAAACCGAGAUCAACCCAAUCAUUCCCAAGGACCUCGAGCGGCGCAAUGUGGGUCUGGCCAUAACGAACACCCCGUGGCCGCGGCCUGCAGGGAAGAAACGCCUUGCGGUCGUCAAUUCGUUUGGAGCGCACGGCGGCAACACCACUCUCCUGCUGGAAGACGCCCCGGAGAGAGCGAACGUUUCGACUGAGGAUGACCGCACAACUCAUCCGGUGGUCCUCUCCGCAAAGAGCAAGAAGUCCCUGCAGGCCAACAUGGAGAAACUCCUGUCGUGGCUGGAUCAGCAACCUGACGCGGACCUGGCGGACCUCUCGUACACUCUCUGCGCGCGGCGGAUGCACCACAGUAUGCGAUUUGGAACCGCAGUCUCCGACAUCGCGACUCUGCAGAAGAACCUCCGCUCCUGGUUGGACAACCCGAAGGCGUCUGCUGAGCUACGGGCCAUCCCGAACGACGCGCCGUCCGUGGUGCUGACCUUCACUGGUCAGGGUGCCUACUAUCGCGGCAUGGGGCGGGAGCUCUUCACGGAGUUCCCUGAUUUCCGUACGCAGGUACUCCAGCUUGACCAGAUCGGACAGCGGCUAGGGUUCCCGUCCGUUGUCCCCGUUAUUGACGGUAGCAUUGACGAUGGUCCCGCGUCGCCGAUCCUCACGCAGCUUAGUCUUGUCGUGCUGGAAAUCGCCCUGGCACGGUUCUGGUCGCUCCUCGGCAUUCGCGUCAGCGCCGUCGUCGGACACAGUCUUGGUGAAUACGCUGCGCUCGCUGUUGCGGGCGUCAUCUCCGCUGCCGACGCUCUGUACCUCGUUGGACGGCGCGCGCUGCUGACCGAGGAAUUCUGCACUCAAGGCAGCCACUCGAUGCUGUCCGUUCGCGCGGCGGAGGAAGAGAUUGAAGAGCUCGUUGCAGCCAGUCCCGAGACUGCUGGAGUAGCGUACGAAGUGUCCUGUCGCAACACUCGCCAAGAUACCGUCAUCGGCGGCACUAGAGAGUCAAUCAACACCAUCCGCCAAGCCCUCGAAGCAAAGAGCGUCAAGUGCACGCAGCUGGAUGUGCCAUUUGCCUUCCAUACCGCGCAAAUGGAUCCCGUCCUGGAUUCGCUGGAGACGUUGGCGACUCCAAUCGCGUUCAAAGCCCCCAGCAUCCCGGUGUUGUCACCCCUCCUCGGAAGCGUCGUGUUCGACCGCAAGUCCAUCAACGCACAGUACCUGCGCCGUGCGACCCGUGAGACAGUGGAUUUCUCCGCGGCCAUUGAAGCCGCUCAGGACUUUGGCCUGGUCGACGCCAAGACGAUCUGGAUUGAUGUCGGGCCGCAUCCGAUCUGCGCUGGCCUUGUACGUGGCAUGGACGGCUACGCGUCUGUGGUCUCCUCGUGCCGGCGCAACGAGGAUAACUUGGCGGCCAUGUCCAAGGGCCUGGUCACCCUCCACCUGGCGGGCCUCACGCCGUGCUGGGCGGAAUACUUCCGGCCUCGCGAGCGUCAGUAUUCGCUGCUGAAAUUGCCCGCGUACAGCUGGAAUGAGACAGACUACUGGAUUCCGUACCUUGGGACAUGGACGCUGGACAAGGCUCAUCUCAAGUACGGGCAGAAGACGGCUCCUGUGUCGCUGUCGGUGUCGCGCCCUUCCGCGCUCCGGACCUCGUUGGUUCACCAGAUCACCACUGAGACGGUCGAGGCGACGACAGCCACCCUCCAUGUCCUCUCUGACAUGCAGCAUCCUGAUUUCCUGGAGGCUCUACACGGGCAUAGGAUGAAUAACUGCGGUGUUGCGACUUCGUCUAUCUGGACUGAUAUGGCCUUCACUGUCGGUGAAUACCUCUACCGCCGACUCUUCCCCCAAGCCAAAGACGUGCACAUGAAUCUUACGGACGUCGAAGUCCUGCACGCACAGGUUGCCCUCGAGAAGAAAGGAAGCGUCCAGCCACUGGUGCUCAAGGCCCACCUGGACAUGUCCACCAGCUCCAUGUCACUGGCCUGGUUCAACGCAAGCGCCGAGACCGGCGAGUGCGCCGCCGAGUCCUUCGCCACGGCCGUGGUCAAGUUCGAGGACCCAGCCACGUGGACCAGGGAAUGGGACCGGCUCUCACACCUGGUCCUGGGGCGCAUUGAGGCGCUGGAGCAGCGCGCCACGGAGGGCAAAGCGAGCAAGCUCUCCAAGCCGCUGGCCUACGCACUCUUCAAGAACGUCGUCGACUACGCGGACCGCUACCGCGGGAUGGACCAGGUGGUGCUGCACGAGCACGAGGCCGUCGCGGAGGUGACGCUCGUCGCCGAGCGGCAUGGCAGCUGGCACACGCCGCCGCACUGGAUCGACAGCGUCUCGCACCUGGCCGGCCUGGUGAUGAACGGCAGCGACGCGUCCAACACCCGGGACUACUUCUACGUCACGCCCGGAUGCGCCAGCUUCCGGCUGCUGAACCCGUUGGAGGCCGGGGCCAAGUAUCGCAGCUACGUGCGCAUGUUCCCGCUGCCGGAGGAGGCAAAUAUGUACGCGGGCGAUGUGUACAUCCUGCAGGGCGCGCGCAUCGUGGGCAUGGUCGGCCAGAUUCGGUUCCGUCGCGUGCCGCGUCUUCUCAUGGACAGGUUCUUCUCGCCCGCUGCGUCCGCGGCCCAUUCGGCACCCGCGCAGCAAGUUCCGCAGCCACAAGGCGCGACUUCCAGCGCCACCAAUGUCUUGAAGAAGGGCAGUCCUCCUGCGGCGGUCCCUGUCUUAGCCACAAUGACCCCGAGCAAACCCGUCCCGAUCCCAUUGCCCGACGCCAGCAAGACCCAAGGCUCCACCCCCCCGCUCACCCCUCCCUCGGAAGAACAGUCCCCCGGCGAAUCCGCCGUCGUGACGCCAGCCACAUCCGACCGGGGCGAUCCGCUGGACGCCGGCGUGGUGGGCCAGUGCCUGCGGGUGAUGGCCCGCGAGACGGGACUGGAACUCGACGCGUUGACGCCGGACGCGAGCUUCGUGCAGCUGGGAAUCGACUCGCUCAUGUCGCUCGUGUUGUCGGAGAAGUUCCGCGCCGAACUGGGGGUGGAGAUCAAGAGCUCGCUGUUCCUGGAGUGUCCGACCAUCGGGGAGAUGACGGCUUGGUUGGAGGAGUACUGUUAA